GCAGAUUAAUGUUUAAUUUCAAAUUUAAAAAAUGAUCGCCAAUUUGGAAAUUUUCUGUGGCAUAAUAGUAGUACUUAUUGCGUUCUAUUAUUAUAUAACGGCUCGAAACAAUUUUUGGAAAAUUCGUGGUAUACCUGGACCAGAACCUCUACCUGGAUUCGGCAAUGUCUUGAUGAUAGUUUUAGGAAAGGAAGCGCCUUAUCAAUUUUUAAAGAGGGUGUACAAUGAAUAUAAAAACGAAGCUUUGAUCGGAGUAUUUAUGAAAACAUAUCCUGCCUUGAUUGUCAAAGAUCCCGAUCUUAUCAAGGAUAUUAUGAUUAAAGAUUUUUGCAAGUUUCCUAAUCGAGGAUUCCCAAAAAGUGAUCCAGUAGAUCCACUGAGCCAGCAUCUCUUCUUAGUGGAGGCAGAGAGAUGGCGACCAAUGCGAAUGAAACUUUCACCGAUAUUCACAUCCGGAAAACUGAAAGAGAUGUUCUCCCUUAUAGUGGAAAGCGCGGGAAAUUUAGAGAAAUAUUUGGACGAUGUGAUAAAAAAGAAUGAAAUAGUGGAAUGCCGUGAUUUAGCUGCAAAAUUUACGACCGACGUUAUCGGCAGCUGCGCUUUUGGGAUCAACACAAAUUCCCUUUUGGAUGAGGAUAGUGAAUUUCGUAGAAUGGGCAAAAAGAUUUUUUCACCUACUUUGAAAUUGAUGAUCGGAAAUACUUGUAAAGUACUUUUUCCAUCUUUGUACGAAGUAAUCGGUAAUAUGUUUACAAUGAAAGACGUCGAUGAAUUUUUUAUAAAUUUGGUCAGUGAUACAAUGAAAUAUAGAAAGGAUAACAAUAUAAUUCGAUCAGAUUUUAUCAAUAUGCUCAUGCAACUGAAAGAACAUCCAGAGAAAAUGGACAAUAUUGAAUUAACAGAUACUUUGUUAACUGCGCAAGCAGUCGUCUUCUUCGUUGCCGGAUUCGAAACUUCUUCAUCGACGAUGGCAUUUAGUCUUUACGAGUUAGCUCAAAAUCAAGAAAUACAAGAUAAAUUACGGCAAGAAAUUAGAAAAAUGGACGAGAAAAAUAACGGAGUAUUGACAUAUACGGAUAUCAAAGAAAUGAAAUAUUUGGAUAAGGUAUUUAAAGAAACCUUAAGGAAAUAUCCAAUAUUGUCGAUGUUAUCUAGAAAAGCGAUGGAAAAUUAUACAUUUAAAGGUACUAAAAUUACAAUACCAAAGGGCACGAAGUUAUGGGUGCCAGUAUAUGGUAUUCAACAUGAUCCAAAUAUUUAUCCGAAACCUGAAGUAUUCGAUCCCGAAAGAUUCGAGGAUGAUGCUGUCGCUGACAGACAUCCUAUGAGUUAUUUGCCAUUUGGCGAUGGGCCAAGAAAUUGUUUUCAGGUGCUCGUUUUGCGCAUUAUCAAAGCAAGGUUGGUCUUACGACAAUUCUUCGCAAUCACAAAGUUAAUGUUUGUGAAAAAACCACGAUUCCCUUCAAAUCUGAUGAACGUAGCUUUUUAUUGGCGAUACAACAUGGAUUAUUUUCAACUUCUCUGCGCCAUUGGAGCGUUAUUGUUCGCGAUUUAUUAUUACUUCACUUUAACUUUUGACACAUGGAAGAAUCAUGGCAUACCUGGACCAAAACCUAUGAUCUUUUUUGGUAAUUUCCAAGAAGUUAUCUUCAAAAAAAUAUCACUGGCCGAAAAAACAAAACAAUUAUAUCAAGAAUACAAAAACGAGUUAGUUUUUGGAGUAUUUCAAGGAAGAUCUCCUAUUCUUGUUGUUAACGAUUUGGAUAUGAUCAAGGAUGUUCUCAUUAGAGAUUUCAGCUUAUUCGCGGAUCGAGGAAUUCAUGUAAAUCCUAAGGUAGAACCAAUAUUUCAAACUCUCUUCGCAUUGGAAUCUAAAACAUGGCGACCAUUGAGAACGAAACUCUCUCCAGUAUUUACAUCAGGCAAAUUAAAGGAUAUGUUCCCUCUUAUACUGGAUUGCGCAAAAAAUUUAGAGGAAUACGUAGAAAAAGUAAGAAAGAGCGGAGAACCGGUGGACUGUCGUGAUAUGGCUGCAAAAUUCACGACCGACGUAAUUGGCAGCUGCGCGUUCGGAGUGUGCAUGAAUUCUCUUUCGCCCGAAGGAAGCGAAUUUCGUCGAAUGGGGGAAGAACUUGGCAAAUUCAGCUUCAAACGCUUAGCUAGAGAUUUUACCAGGCUAUAUAUGCCAUUUUUGUUCGAUAUAAUUGGUGGUUACUUACAAUCGCACGAAAUUAACAACUUCUUUAUAAAUCUAAUCCGUGACUCGAUCAAAUAUAGACAGGAGAAUAACGUAUUCAGACCAGAUUUUGUCAACACGUUGAAAGAACUAAAGGAACAUCCAGAAAAAUUAGAAAAUAUUGAAUUAACCGAUGCGCUUCUCACUUCGCAAGCACUCGUCUUCUUCCUCGCUGGAUUUGAAACAUCUUCGACAACUAUUUCGAAUGCUCUCUACGAGUUAGCUCAAAAUCAGGAAAUGCAAGAUAAAUUACGAGAAGAAAUAAAAGAAGUUUGCAAGAAUAAUGACGGAGCAUUUUCAUAUACAGAUGUGAAAGAAAUGAAGUAUUUAGACAAAGUGUUUAAAGAAACACUGAGAAAGUAUCCAGUAUUGCCGGUACUAAGCAGACAAGCGAUGGAAAAUUAUACGUUUAAAGAUACUAAAAUUAAAAUAUCGAAAGGGACAAAAAUAUGGAUACCAGUAUAUGGAAUUCAACAUGAUCCAAAUAUUUAUCCGGAACCUGAAGUAUUCGAUCCCGAAAGAUUUGAGGAUGAUGCUGUCGCUGACAGACAUCCUAUGAGUUAUUUGCCAUUUGGCGAUGGGCCAAGAAAUUGCAUCGGUGCACGCUUUGCUAAUUAUCAAGUCAAACUCGGUUUAAUUAUGAUUCUUCGUAAUUACAAAGUGGAAGUUUGCGAGAAAACUAUGAUUCCCUAUCAAUUCGAUCCAAAUUUAUUUCUAUUAGGUCCCAAAGGAGGGAUAUAUUUAAAAAUAACGAAAGUAGAAAGUUAGUUGUAUUAUAUUUUUAUAUAAACAACAAAUUU
Messenger RNA from Apis dorsata (giant honeybee), 3036 nucleotides. RefSeq names its product cytochrome P450 6a8-like. The record is from RefSeq and is a predicted model, not a curated record. The coding region runs from base 32 to 3004 and encodes 990 amino acids. Gene Ontology annotation, molecular function: monooxygenase activity; oxidoreductase activity, acting on paired donors, with incorporation or reduction of molecular oxygen; heme binding. Lineage: Eukaryota; Metazoa; Arthropoda; Insecta; Hymenoptera; Apidae. The transcript has 12 exons.